AUGGAACAAGAAAUUAAGUCACUUAUAUUUUUAAAAAUUGCUACUUUAAUCCUUUUAACUUGGAUAAGUAAUUUUAUCUGUUUUGACAGUACGUUUAAUAAAUUACUAGAUGAAAAAUAUAAUCACUGUAGAAUAUUUUCUGGGAGAACAUAUCGAUUACUAGAAAGUUGUGUACAAAACGAGUAUUCAAAUAUCACAGGUUUAAAUGAAGAGGUAACCAACAAUGGAAAGUUUCUCACAAAAGAUAUAUAUAAUAAUGAAAAAGAUGUCAAAGUAAUAAAGAAACCAUUCAGUAGAAGUUCGUUAAAUAAGACAGGAUUCUAUGCAGAAGUGAUAGAUUAUGAUAAUGCAAUGUUUGAUGGAAAACAUUUACAUUAUGAAAAAAAAUGGAUCGAAAAAAAAAAUUAUGAUAAUUUUGUUAAAAGGGACAGGAAAGUUAGAUAUAUGGCCUUACUAAAAUUAAAGUAUAAAGGAUAUGGAUUAAUUAUUGCUUUAUUUUUUUUUUUUCUAUUGUUUGGAAUAGGAUUGCCAACAAUACAGUAUACAGGGUUUUUCAAAACUAUAGGAAAAUUUUGGAAAGAAACUUUAGGUUUUCCAGGUAUAGAACAUUGGGAAGAUGCAAUAUAUGACACAUUUUCUCAAGAAAUAAUAAAUAAUUUUUUUCUAAUAUCCUAUGUGAUUUCUAUAGUUCUGCUAGUUGCAGUAAUUGUAAUAUUGGUUCCUAAAAUAUUCAUAAAUAAUGAAAAAUAUAAGAAACUUAAGUUGAGGAAGGAGCAUUAUGGGUGA
Messenger RNA from Plasmodium malariae, 786 nucleotides. RefSeq names its product fam-m protein. The record is from RefSeq and is a predicted model, not a curated record. Bases 1 to 786 code for a protein of 261 amino acids. NCBI's taxonomy places the organism in Eukaryota, Apicomplexa, Aconoidasida, Haemosporida, Plasmodiidae. The transcript has 2 exons.